AGAACAAGGGGGGGGGGAAGCAACAUCUCAUGACGUAGAAAUACAGCGCCACGGGAGCUAAUACUUCAGCUAGCUUCAUUAGCUUACGUUUCCUAAGGUUACUGACAGCUCCCCAGCUAAUGUUGGCGGGUGUCCUCUGUGGUUAGAUGGUUUAGUCCCCACCGACAGUCGGUAUGGCAGAGGAGGAGGGUUUAUCACCGACCCUUCUGACAGAGGGAAUGAGACACAGCGAUGGCGGCUUCGUAGCCCCUGACGGUUUGUGCUGGGUGUCGGUGCUGUCCUGUCUGCUGCUCGCCUGCUCGUAUGUUGGGAGUCUGUACGUGUGGAGGAGUGACCUGCCGAGGGAUCACCCUAUUGUGAUUAAGAGACGCUUCACCAGUGUCCUGAUUGUGUCGGGCCUUUCACCUCUCUUUGUGUUGGCAUGGAGAGAAUUCACUGGUGUCAGGACUGACUCAUCGUUAUUCGCUCUCAUGGGGAUCCGGUUUGAAGGCCUCAUUCCUGCCAUCAUACUGCCUCUGGUGCUCACCAUGGUCCUGUUCUUGGGCCCCCUUAUGCAGUUGGCCAUGGAUUGUCCCUGGAGCUUCAUGGAUGGGAUCAGGGUAGCCAUUGACCCAUGCUUCUGGACAUUGUGUUUCAAUGACAUGCGCUGGUUGAGGAAUCAGGUGGUAGCACCAUGGACAGAGGAGCUGGUCUUCAGGGCCUGCAUGCUGCCCAUGUUAGUGCCGUGUGCUGGCCCUUCUGUGGCCAUCUUCACCUGCCCUCUCUUCUUUGGAGUAGCUCACUUCCAUCAUGUGAUCGAGUUGCUGAGGUUCAGACAGGGAACGCUGUCAGGAAUCUUCCUCUCGGCAGGGUUCCAGUUUUCCUACACAGCGGUGUUUGGGGCCUACACUGCCUUUAUCUUCAUCAGAACAGGUCACCUGAUUGGCCCAGUCCUCUGCCAUUCCUUCUGCAACUACAUGGGUUUCCCGGCCGUCAGCACAGCCCUGGAGCACCCCCAACGCAUCAUCGUCCUCUCAUCCUACCUGCUGGGGGUCCUCCUCUUCUUUUUCUUCCUCUUCCCCUUCACUGACCCCUUCUACUAUGGCCUUCCAACACCAGUCUGCACCCUUACCUCCUACACCAGCUCCCUCUGCCUCUCCUGAUACUUGCCCCCUCCCUCCCCCCCACACACACAUACACACACGCACACUUGAUGAAACAGUCCAGUGUUUUUUGCCAAGUUAGCGAGCAGCUCCGGUCCUGUGGGGGCCGAAAGCGCUAGCCAUGUGGGCAUAUUUGUCAUGGAGAGGUGAUGAACUCUGUAGCCCUUUACUGAGGUCUAUGGACCCUCGAUAUGUCAACACAUUUACAUGACAUAUUUCAGUGUUUCAGCUGAUCAGCUUACACAGACUCUCUCAUUUUGAGUAGGUGUGAUUCAUGUUGCUGUGAUUGAACCGGAGACUGUCCGAUUCUAAGGACUGUUGUUCUGUGAGUGUUGGGCUAUGAUGCCACCCUGAAUUGAUUGUAGUGUAGAUAUAUACGCAGCAUUGAAGGACCAUUCCUCCUCAGAUUCUCUUACUGGUAAAUCUCACCAGUUUGUGAUGAAGCAUCAGUAUGUACCAUUUCAGUGCACUAUUUAUCAACUCAAUCUGCCCCAUCCUUUUAAAGGAUAAUUCUGGUUUAUUCACAUUUUGAAUUUAUUUUCAUGGUUUAAAGUAUUGGCUUGUAGAAACUGUAGAAACAAAAGCUUCAAAGCUGAGCAAGUUCUGUGUUUCAGGUAAUGGUUCACACUGGGUUAUUUUCAUAUGUAUUUUUUUGCAAUUAGCCUGGUGAGCUAAUAAUCAGCAAUGAAUUAAGUAAAUAAAAUGUAGCUUACUGUCUCAGGUUGGGUUUGGGCUUUAAAUUUGGCAGUACCAGUCAGGCUAAAUUGUAUCUAAUAGAAGUGGGUGUAGGCUGGGUUUGUUAUCCGCUUUGUGCUCCUGUUGAAAUAAAGCCAGAAUUAUCCUUCAGCUCCCUUUUGAGGAAGACAUGGAAAUUGUUGCUUUCAGCUGCCGUUUGUUUAAGAAAUGGUUCUUCCAGCAAAGACAGUGCGAGUCACAACAAUCGCUACACAGUCAAAUAACUGUAACAGUUUUUUGAAUGUUGGUUGACCAUUCUGGUCUACAGAUGCUAAUGGGGAUGUUCUGAGUCUUGUUCAUCAGCCAAUAAUCCCGCUGUAGCUGCACUGGAGCAACUGGCAAAUAAGAUAAAUACACUAUUUGGCUAAAUGGUUCGGUCAUAAAAAGUUGUUUUUAAUGUUGUGUUUUUAGCAAUUACAUUGAAAAAAAUGUUUUUUUCUUAAUCUGAAUUCAAACUCCAAGACGUGGCUGUUGAAUCGGCCAUUGUUUAGUGAAGAGACUUAUUAACGGUCAUUUAUAUAUCUCUGCAUGUUUCAGUGCUGAUUGUUGGUGAAGGCAGGUGAUAGGAUAGUUUAUGGUGGGUGGGGGGGGAUUGUUGUACUGUGUAAAACAUACUCUAUUUAAGUGCACACUUUGAACAACCAAUCUUAGGUACCAAUCCAAGCAGGCAGUGUUCUCCUGGUUUUGUUUUGUGUGUGUUCUCUUGCUGCCUCAUAGUGACACUAACUAAUUCUCACUCUUGGAUUAUGUUAGGAUUAUGUCACACCACUACACAAGUCAGCAUUUGCAUUUAUCCUACUGAGUUCCACUUAGUGAAUUCACACUGUUCAUCAGCUGAAACCUCUUUGCUGGCACUGAGUACGGCUGAAUUAGCAGUUUAUGUCGGAUGACAUAAAUAAAUGCAUAUGUGGAUAUAAUAAUUGAUGGCACUUAUGAUAUGUGUUUGGUUAGAACAAACAGUUUAGUGUGGUUCAUUUGCGCUGGUACGAAAGCUGCAAAUCAACCAUUGGUGCUAAUCAACUGGAUGCUCAAUCACUGAAAAGUGUGUAUUGUGCUUCUAUCAUCCUUGAACUUUGGCAAUUCAUUAAAUCAAUGACAAGUUUGUGACCAAAUGUUUGUCACUGUUCAGACCGAAAGAACAACAGGUGUGAAAGUGUAGUAUUAACUGAGGCAGGUCCUGGUUUGUUGCUUAAACCUCUGCUGGAGAAUGUUAGCUUGGCAUCAGUGAAGUAGUCUGGAACCCAUCUGUUCAUUUUCCAUUUUCGAAGGUUGUUUUCGAUAGUUGCGGAACUGACCUACGACCAAUCAAAACAUAGAAAAGUUUUAUGUAGAGCAGCAUAGUAAACUUCAACAACAGACAUCAAGGUCAGCAGUGCUCCCACUGGUCACUCCCUUGUCAGUUACCAAGCCCACUCCAUUUUAGAAAAAUUUAGUGUUUGGCCCAACCAGUUUCAAAACAGAUGGAAAUCGGUCCUGACUGGGAGACCCAUCAGCCAGAUUGAAUAGACCUGAGGUUACUGAUUUACCUGGUUUCCAGACUAGGAGAAAGCUGCCUUUAAUCAAAAUUGAUAAAAUAAUCAUUAUAAAAAAAAGGCAGGAGUAAAAGUUGUCGCCUCCAUUUCUGCGUUUUGAGUAUGCCCAAAUAAUUUUGUUGUGUGCCUGGUUUUGGGGUGACACUGAGAACUUUAGUUAAUAUAUUUUCAGACAUGGUAAGUUUCUGUGUUUGUGUCUUUAAACAGAGUAUGUUUUGGUCUUAAAGCUGGUUAUUCUUUUUGCUUAUCAAUCUCAAGCGGAGGACCUUUGACUUCUCUAGGCCUUGAUGACAUACAGCAUUUUCUAAUUGUUUGUUUUAUUACAUUCCUUACAUCUUUGGAACAGGAGCUUACAGUUUCUAAACCAGUCACUGUUCAAAUGUCGAUUUCUUAGGCUGCUUCUUAACCAGUAAGUACAUCUGUAGAUUUAUGAGGUGUAAUCCUGCUUACUUCUCCAGUUCUCUUAUGCUUCAGUUAUGUUUUGCUAAAUGUAUGAGGUGUAUUUAAAUAGAGACAACAAUGGUCCAAACACUCUAUUGCAUCCCGCUGAUUUUUCUUUUAAGAGGCAGGAAAAGGCUCAUAGCUUUACUAGAAAAAAAGCACUAGAUAGAAAUUUAUAAUCAAUGAACUUCUGACUAAUGGGAAUUCAAUAAUCUAUGACCUGGGUUUUGUUUUAAUAGUUGUGACCACCAUUAGCAUCACAUUUGUAGCUGCAGUUCUAACUGCCCAACAGGGCAGCAACACAGCUGAUCAAACAAACUGUGACUAAAUCCACUUUGGUGUCAAAAUGAUCUAACCUUGAAACCUAACCUGGACUUUGCAACACAAGUUUUGCCAUUAUUUUCCGCUCGAACAGUUUUGAUACCUGAUUUAGAAGUCAGCUGGCAGAGUCGGCACAGAAUUUACAUUCGUGGUACCAGUGUAUGUGACAUUGUGGCAGCAAUCGCUCUGUCCAAAAAUGCAGUUUGAGUUCCCCUACUGUUUCGCUUAGAGCAUCCAGGUUCUUAAUUAGUGAUAAGGAAUUUUUUCCUUAAACCCACCAAGGACAAGGCUAAAUUAUUGAACACAUUAUUUGUCUCUUCUUUGAGACAAACAAACACUUUAGGAGAAUUAUACUUUGUCUAGUUCUAGCAACCUCACAAUGACUUGGAGGCUGAAGGAUCCCUGUCCCUGGUCCAACAUAGGUUCUUGGGAGAUAUUUGUACCUUCAGUCCACUCCAUGCACUUUCCAACAGAUCUUAAGAGCUGAGGCCUGCAGUGCUUAACAUCGCUGACUGUUCAGAUGUGCCAGCAUUUUCCACCACAUUGUUAUGCACUUGGCAAUUUUAAAAGCUGUGACCACUGCAAACAUGUUUUGCUUGUACUUUGGGGAUUGAGUAGCCCAAGAGAUGUAUGCAUAGCUUUAUAUGUUGCCCACAUGCUGUAUUAGCAUGCAUACAUGGUGUGCAAGGCAACCACCAUGUUUUUUAAUAUCUAAGCUGCUUUGCUGAGAAGUCUUAUAUUCUUAUAGGGCUUUUUAAUAGUGCAUGCAAAUAACAAUUUGCUUUAGGAACUUUUACCCAGAGUAAAGUUUCUGAACAUGAGUUCUUGGGAAAUUAAAGUUGGUGGAAAUUUUGGUAGAAAAGCAUCCGAGUCCGUCCUUUAAUGUGUAAAAUUGGAAAUCUGUUCAAUUACGGUGUCUCCUACGCCUCACUCAGGUUACAAGUUAACAGGUGACAUCAGAUUUAUUGUUCUGGUAGUUGGUAAAUAUAGUGAUGAGUCCAGACUGACUCAAAGCAUACACCACAUUGUUUGGUAUCAUGGCUCCCUGCCCACAGUCCUUAAUUGUAUUCACUUGUUAUCUUCUUUUCAUAGUUUGUCAUUAAAUGUCAUUAGAGCUAACUUUAAAACAUCAUAAGUAAAAGAUGAGCUCUCAUUUUCAUUUGUUUUUGUUUUUGCAUUGGCAAAAUUUUUAUUUGACCAAUUACAGAUGUAUGCAUUUGGUGCCUGUGCUGUCUCGUGAGGUCUCAGAAUGCAUCACUGGCUAAUUUGAUUGAAUAGUUUAAUUUUUGCUGAGUCGAGUCGUGGGCACAAGCAGCUGUUGAAACAAGAUAAAUUAGACAUUUGUGAUAAUUUCUCUAUCAGAGCAGCCUAAUUUAACUCAUUACCUUCUCACUCCACUUAUUGUAGUUAUCUACAGUUUAGCAGCUUGCUCCAAAGUUUGUAAUAGGUGUUGACGGAAAGAAAUCUAAACGCAAAAAAAACAACACAAGCUGUAUUCAUACUGUGAAGAAGUUAGCUGCCUGGGUGUUCAGCAAUAAAUCAUAUGUGGGAAGUUUUUGCAUUCAUUUUAUUUGUCUGUAAUGCAUAGUGAAUAAUCUGACCAGUUGCAUUAUUUUUGGCAGGUGAUAGUUGAAGUUUACAAACCCGUAUGUGAGUUGAACUGUACCUACCUGAAUCAGCCAGCAGAGGCCAGCAGAGUACUUUGGGAAAGGGAGUGAAGCUGUCGACUCCAUUCUGUUUAUCAGUCAUCCGUCACUGGAGAACCACUUCACUGAAAUAUUUUAGGAACCCUGUUCCCCUUAAACAGAUACAUUUAUUUGAGAGUUUUAGUCCUCCACAUGGAAACUAAAUAACGAAAUUGUUUGUGCCAAUGUAUAUUUCAAUUCCAACUAAUCCAGCAGUUAUUAAUGUUAAGAUGUUUGAAUUUAUUUGGGGUGUGUGUUGCUUGGAUGUAGGUGCUAUGGUGGUGUGUAUUUUGCGAUUGUGAGGUUAUUUGAGAGUACCCCCCAAGACAUUUUUAUUUUUUUAGUUAAAACCAUGCUUUUUUGCUUCAUUUUGGACCAUUAUCAUUAUAGAAAAAUAAAAUGAGCUGUUUGUCACAUUACAUCCACCUUAGCAAGAAGAAAAGCAAAUGGUUCUGGUCACUGAAGAGCUGUAUCCUUAAGUUCUCUUCAUAAAGAUGUUACUGGCUGAUUGCACUGUGCACCAUACAAACUAGAAGUGAAUGAGAAAUGUGCCAUUCAAACCCAUUCUCCCCUUCUGGCUGUGCAUGGGUUGUUUCUAAGUAGCCACUAUCCAGCUAGUGUAGAAAUCUGAGUCCUCUCCAUGUCAAUCCGCUCAAAUUCGUUUUUUCUGUCGGUUCACAGUUACCAGACCUUCUUUCUGAGCUCAUCAUCUGUGACAGCUGUAAUUCUUGACUCUUCUCCCUGUUGCCUUUCUCCAGUAAAGACUUCAGGAGACAUUAUGGGUUCGGGUUGCAAGAUUCCCUGUAGACAUGUGAAAGCAUUUGCUAACUUUGCAACAUUACGACUACUGACAACCCAUUAUUCAACAUUACAAAGACUGUAGUUACACUGGAACUCACGUUUUUGUUAAGCCAAAUCUAAUGAAAAUUGACAAUUGGACUGGACCUUGGAAUUGGCAUUAAUGUGCUUUGGGUGAUGAUAUUACAAUCCGUAAUGAGUGUAAACGAGUGAACGAGUGUAAAUGCAAGUAUGUCAUCAAUCCACAUAUUACAACUGCUUGAGUGGAAAUGCAUAUUAUAAGUGUUGUGGUUCCAUCCAAUUGAGGUAGCAGCAAGGCAGCUAACUACUGGUGACGGCGUUUAAGAUUUCAAUUUCCCUGUCAUUCUCCUUUCAGAAGAUGGUUUGCUCCCUGUCCCCUUCACUUUCUGAAACGUUCAAUGUUCAAGCUUCUCACCAAUCAACUAAUCAUUUUUUUCUAUAGUGUUUCCUGACACUCUCUUAACCUCAGUCAUGUAGAGACCUUUGCAAGAUGAUCGGGAUGGAACACUUACCUUCAUUGCUGUGAGAAGAAAACCCUAUUUAUAUUGUUCCCAAACAAUAUACUCAAUAGCCAAUAAUCACACAAUAUGCAGAGAGCAGCAUCGACAGAGACUGCAGAGACUAUUUUUGCUAAGCAUUUAGCAACUCCCUUAUUUUACUAUACAACACUUGCAGGAAUAAUCAUUUGAAAUGUGCAUUUUCAGAACUUGUGAAUAUGAAUUGUUGGUCAGCUGGUGAAACUGAACUCCACAGAUGUUUGUACUGAACACUAUAUUUUGUAACCAGAUCUAUUUUGGUGACAGAGUGUACAGAUAUUUGCAUGUAUUUUACACUCACUGUGUCACACAAUCUGAGUUAGACCAACCAUGUUUUAGUAUGACAAUCUUUUACAGAAACUUUGGAAUUGCUGCAAAAAAUCUAUUUGUAAAUAAAUAACGUAAUUUUA
Pleuronectes platessa (European plaice) is the source of this 7621-nucleotide messenger RNA. It is a transcript of the gene rce1a, whose product is annotated as Ras converting CAAX endopeptidase 1a. The transcript is spliced from 8 exons. Gene Ontology annotation, cellular component: endoplasmic reticulum membrane. The coding region runs from base 174 to 1142 and encodes 322 amino acids. Gene Ontology annotation, molecular function: amino acid:sodium symporter activity; metalloendopeptidase activity. The record is from RefSeq and is a predicted model, not a curated record. NCBI's taxonomy places the organism in Eukaryota, Metazoa, Chordata, Actinopteri, Pleuronectiformes, Pleuronectidae. Gene Ontology annotation, biological process: CAAX-box protein processing; sodium ion transport; amino acid transport.